This is a messenger RNA of Plasmopara halstedii, 3069 nucleotides long. RefSeq lists its product as uncharacterized. The transcript has 3 exons. The record is from RefSeq and is a predicted model, not a curated record. NCBI's taxonomy places the organism in Eukaryota, Oomycota, Peronosporomycetes, Peronosporales, Peronosporaceae. Bases 1 to 3069 code for a protein of 1022 amino acids.
AUGCUGAGUUUGGGAGUCGCGGUGCUUGUGCUAAAGUCAUCCCCCGACUACACACGGCAGCUUCGUCAUAUUGCGCUUAGCAGUCUAAUAGUACUCAAUGAAAGUGGAGGGAUAACAUCAAAAAAGGAUGUGGCAGAAUUAGUGAUGAAGUGGAGCGAUAUUUUGCGUCGUGGUGGCUUGGGAGCAGCGCAGGACGAGCUAGUGGAGCGUUUAGUAAGCUGUAUCUUGAAUCUAUCCAAUCACAAGCAGAAGCAGGAAACACUGCUCUUUUUUAUCGACAAGGGUUUAUUACAAUUACUGGUUCAGUACGUUGCGUGGAGCAAACCCAAGGAUCCUGCGAGACUACAACGAUUAAUACAAAGUCUUACGAUACUAGUAAAUGCUGCUGCACUUGAGGAAAGAGUGAACUUUCGGCUGUCACUUGUGACACUUGGUCAGGCACUUGGCCAUCUCAUGAGACAAGACGUUGUUGAAUACAAAACUCUUGUGCAAGUCGUUGAUGCUUUGAUGAACGUGCAGCAACUGGCCUCUGAAAGGAUGGAAGAGGAAGCUGACGCUACUCGUGCCAUUGUGGUUCAUAGAUCGGACCUUGCUGAUCCGGACACUUCGCGAGUGGCAUCAUGCUGCUCUGCAUUAGUUGAGAUGUGCUCCCCACAGAUGCCUACUUCAAUAAAGAAUGCUGGAUUAUGGGCGCUAGCUGAACUAAUACAAGCGGUGGCACAAGAAAAGCCUAGUGCCCUUCAUGCUCAGCAGCUGAAAGCAGCUCUAGGACCUGAAUUUGCAACAAUGAUGCUAUCCUUUCCACGUAAUCACAAAGACUUAACCUUGCAAAUUAGAGCCUCCACUGUACUGGACAGCUUACUUCAUGUUGCUCGACAGAAUUCAGCGUUUGUGACUCGUGAGACAUACCAACUCUGGAUGGAUCAAGUUAGAUUUUGGACAGGCACGGAAGAAACCAAAAGAAAACAACAGUCUGUUAAAGGAUCACCUCAACAAAAUUUUGUUCAUGUCGAUCACAAUAAGAAGAAUGACGUUCAAAAGCUCAGGCAGAAACUUUACGUUCAACUUCAACUGACUAGUUCACGGUGUUUACGUACGCUCACAUCAUCUCCACAAACCAGACGCUACGUUUGCGAAUCACCAAGGACACGAGCAGCUCUUUUUAACUUGUCCCGCCAAAUUCAUGAGAAAAGAAGAAACUGCUUCGACCAAGUCAAUCAGGAUACGGCGAAAAACUUCAUGAAUAUUCAGCGGAACCUAUCAUGGGCAUUUUGCAAUAUCUGCACAGGGUUUCAAAAUGGCGCCAUUGCGCUCGACUGCUUGUAUAACGCGUCCUGGACUGCAUCUCUUUUGCAAUCGCGUCGACUUUUACCGAUGUCGCGCUUUUUUCGCAGAAUCAACGAUCUAACGGAUUUGCCAAUCGCAGGGGCAGAAGAAUACGAAGCUGAUACUGAGUUUGGCUGGGUCGACAUUUUAACGGCAUGGACAGCGAGCACAGAUCACCAAGUGCGCAAGAAUGCCAUUGCCACUUUAGUAUUUCUCGCUGAACAAGACCAAUACUUUACUUUGGACUGCAGCUUAGCGGAAAUGGAAGCAAUUUGCUCUAAGCAGGGGCAAAUUCUUCAGGCGUGGCUAACUUAUAUGCUCCAGCGAAUUCGAUUACUCACGGGUGGUGAAUUGCUUGCUGUGAAUCAAAUGGAGGAGAUUGCUAAUGUAUCGUAUGAGCUUACUCCUGGCAACGAGCAGAUUUUAUUCAAUCCCGCUGUAGUCGAUGCAGGCACAUCAGCUCUUGCAGUAUUAGCGGAGCUCCAUCAUGUUGAGCUUGUCCACCAAGGAGUCGUUCCACUAAUCGCUUUGUUGUCUACAACCAGCGAAGCGACACCAGCGCAGCACUCUCAAUGUGCUCGGGUGCUAGCCAACCUGGUUGCAUCUUAUUGUCUCGAUAUUGAGUCCGGAAGCCCAACGCUUGCGUCGGAUCCGACUCGCGUAGUUGUUACGAGCGACUAUGCCGACAUUGCUAAGUUGCUUAAACAAACGGCUUCUGGAAAACGUUUUUUGGACAAAGUAAAUUGCUGGCGCGAAUGCAAUGAUCCAAUGCAGCGCUCAAAUUACUUUCGCGUCGUGCAAAACCUUCGAGCAUACGAUGAAGUCAUGGCAACCGGGCAUCUGUUACAGGACGUAUAUUGUGAAGGCGUGCAUCCGAUCGUUCCGAAUCGCAACUCUAAAUCAAUAUAUCAAACUGCAGAUGUUGACGAAUCAGCCUCCUUGGUAGAUGUGGUAUUCGUGCAUGGAUUACGUGGUCAUCCUUUUCGCACGUGGCGCAUUGGUAUGGAAGGGAGAAACGAGAUGUGGCCAGAUACACUACUUGCCAGAGACCUGGAGCGCAACAACGUGUCUGCUCGGUUAGUGACACUAGGCUAUGAAGCAGGCAUGGUAAGCUGGUCAAGUCCUUGGCCUUCGCUUACUCUAAAAGAGCGCGCACGUGUCAUGCUUUCGGCUUUGUAUGCUGCCAAUAUUGGACGCGAUCGUCGUAACCCUGGGGCUUCCGCUCGCCCGGUUGUCUUCAUCACUCAUUCAAUGGGUGGCUUGUUGACCAAAACUAUGCUAUUACUUGAGCGUGAACAUCGUGAACAGGGUGUUUCAAGUCUGGCAUAUAAUACGAAAGGUGUCGUUUUCCUAGCUGUUCCGCAUUUUGGAUCUGAUUUAGCUAAAGGCACGCAAUCCGAAGCUAUUCGUAAAGUAAUCCGAAUGCAUCCAGCUAUUGAAGACCUUGGAGCUGAUCCAAACGGACGUCUUAAGGAUCUGAAUGAUGGUUUUAAGCAGCUUGGUAUCGACUGCUUUAGUAUCGGGGAGGAGCGUGCAGCACCAGUGGCCCUUGGUUAUUCAGCAGUCAUCGUAAAGCCCGACUCUGCUAACCCAGGAAUUGGUCGCUUUUAUGUGUUGCCCGAUAGCGAUCACAUGACAAUUUGUAAAGCGAAAAGCCGCGACGACCCAUUAUAUCAAGAUAUUCUUAGCCGAGAUUUGAAAGCAGUAGUCACAUGUGACACAAUGCGAUGCCAAAUCGGGUAA